This is a messenger RNA of Paramuricea clavata, 365 nucleotides long. NCBI's taxonomy places the organism in Eukaryota, Metazoa, Cnidaria, Anthozoa, Malacalcyonacea, Plexauridae. The record is from the annotation of a GenBank genome assembly.
GAAGACAAUUCAACAGUGAGAGUGAGAGUCAAGAAAGUUACCAUGGCCUUGAUGAAGCUGAUGGCCCAUCUGCGUUAUCUGAGUCGUUAAGGAAAAAAAUUACUGAAGAACCAUUGUUUUUCAUAUCUGUAUCAACAGACGAACUUCACAAAAUUGCAGACGUUGGACUAGAAACAUUACAACAUGAACUGAACGGUUCUGCGGAACGUGUUCAAUUCAUUCUUGAUAGCUGCGAACAAGAACUGAGCAGGAGAGGAGAUAUUAAACAGGCACAUGAAUUACUGAGUAUUUGCAACAAAGCCUUAAACAAAGUAAAUAGAGAAAGUGAAGACGGUUUUCAAGAAAGUAAAAAGUUAAAAACAUAA